AGAAGAAACACUAGCGCAUGCGCUGUUGGCGAAGGUUUCACAUUUUCAUUAUCGUCUAACGAAUUGAUGAAGAAAUAUUACAGAUUUACCGUAUCUGAUUGUAUUCGAAACACAUAAUUUUGACGCUUGUAUCGCCUUAUCAUUUCAUCUCCCCGUCCGUCAAUCAGAAGGCGCGAUGAACUAUUCUGACAAUGACUCUGAUGGGUAUUUAUCGAGUGAAGAUGCUGAUUACGUUCCAUCAGAUGAUAAUGUCAGCGAGGAUGAUAUCAAUGAGUGUGAAAAGGAAGAGCCUUUGGACGAAAAUGACAGUGUGCCGCAUCCUGACAAAAUUACUAAGAGGAGAAAAAAAGACAGCAAUUUGAGAAAAAGGCCAAAACGAUUGCUGAAAGUAGACAAAGAGGAGACGAAUGGAGGUGUCACUGAAGAAGAUCAGCCACUACACGAAGAUAAGGAAGAACCGACACAAAUACAGAAUAAUCAGGAAGCUGCACAAAAGAAGCAAUCAGAUGACCUCUGGGCUCGUUUCUUGUCUGAUGUUGACCCCAGACCAAAAGCAUCGAUGGCUGCAUUGCCAAUUCAUGCCACGCCAGAGGCUCAUUCUUCUGUUUCUAGUGUUUGUAAGAGAACUGAAUCGCAGGAAUCGGAUCCAGCAAAAGUCACCAUUGUCAAAGUUUUUGAUUUUGCUGGAGAAGAAGUCAGGGUCAAUAAAGAGGUACUAGCAGACUCCAGAGAAGCAAAGAUACAUUUGCAGAGCCAAUGUACAAAAGAAAAAAUAGAUGAAGAAAAUCCCACAUCUUCCAGCCAAUCACCCUGUCCUGUCCCCAGCAGUUCCAAACGGCCAGCAGGGAUGUCCAGUUUACUGAGUCGUAUGGGGGGAAAGAAACAAAAAAUGAGCACACUGGAGAAGUCAAAGUUGGACUGGAAUGCUUUUAAAUACGAGGAGGGCAUCACAGAGGAGCUGGCAAUCCACAACAGAGGUAGAGAAGGGUAUGUGGAGCGGAAGAACUUCUUGGAGCGUGUUGAUCACAGACAAUUUGAGAUGGAGAAAGCAGUGCGUCUAAAAAACAUGAAACAUUCCUCAUAACUACCACACUAUAAUUUCCUCUGUAUUAAGCUCUUCUGUGUUGGGUAUAUUUCAUUAUUGGAAUUGAGUUUGUAAUAGUGUGACCUCAAGGUCAGGGUUUCACUCUGUACUACAGUCAGUGAAGGUGAUCUGGUUUGCGGGAAUGGGAAACUAGGAGCGCAAUAUCAAGUCAACCCUUCUGCUACUUUGUUAUCAAUUGUUUCUCUAUUAUUAUUACUGUGUGUAUGUAAUAACGUUGACUCAUCAAAUCGAAACUUCCAGUGUAAUGCAGCCUACUAAAAUUGUGAAUAAAGCAGCAUGUGUAUCCAACUUUCAA
Messenger RNA from Syngnathus acus (greater pipefish), 1400 nucleotides. It is a transcript of the gene cfdp1, whose product is annotated as craniofacial development protein 1. The transcript is spliced from 7 exons. The record is from RefSeq and is a predicted model, not a curated record. NCBI's taxonomy places the organism in Eukaryota, Metazoa, Chordata, Actinopteri, Syngnathiformes, Syngnathidae. Bases 176 to 1084 code for a protein of 302 amino acids.